This is a messenger RNA of Myotis daubentonii (Daubenton's bat), 4136 nucleotides long. RefSeq names its product WD repeat domain 11 (gene WDR11). Gene Ontology annotation, cellular component: cytoplasm. NCBI's taxonomy places the organism in Eukaryota, Metazoa, Chordata, Mammalia, Chiroptera, Vespertilionidae. The record is from RefSeq and is a predicted model, not a curated record. Gene Ontology annotation, molecular function: protein binding.
CGCCCGGACUGUGUUGGGAGCGGAAGUGCAGAGGCCUCCGCUUCCGGAUUGCCGGUCGGCCCCGAGCGCCCGGGCUGCCGCGGCGAUGUUGCCUCUCACGGUGAAUUUCAAGGUGUCGGCCCGCACCCUCACCGGGGCCCUCAGCGCCCACAACAAGGCGGCGGUGGACUGGGGCUGGCAAGGUUUGAUUGCUUAUGGAUGCCAUUCCCUCGUGGUGGUGGUCGAUGCCAGCACUGCCCAGACGCUGCAAGUUUUAGAAAAGCAUAAAGCUGAUGUUGUCAAGGUUAAGUGGGCCCGAGAAAAUUACCACCAUAACAUCGGCUCGCCGUACUCCUUGCGCCUCGCUUCUGCCGACGUCCAUGGGAAAAUCAUCGUGUGGGAUGUGGCGGCCGGGGUGGCUCAGUGUGAGAUCCAGGAGCACGCCAAGCCCAUCCAGGACGUUCAGUGGUUAUGGAGCCAAGAUGCCUCCCGAGACUUGCUGCUCGCAAUCCACCCGCCAAACUACAUCGUGCUCUGGAAUGCGGACACCGGCACCAAGCUCUGGAAGAAGAGCUACGCAGACAACAUCCUUUCCUUUUCUUUCGACCCGUUUGAUUCCUCCCAUUUAACUUUACUCACCAGCGAGGGUAUUGUGUUCAUCUCAGACUUCUCCCCGUCCAAGCCUCCCUCCGGCCCCGGGAAAAAAGUCUACAUAUCCAGCCCGCACUCCAGCCCAGCUCAUAGCAAGCUGGCUGCCGCCACGGGGGCCAAGAAGGCCCUUAAUAAAGUCAAAAUCUUAAUCACGCAGGAGAAACCUAGUGCUGAGUUCAUAACCCUCAACGACUGCCUGCAGCUGGCCUACCUGCCUUCCAAAAGGAACCACAUGCUGCUGCUCUAUCCCCGCGAGAUCUUAGUCCUGGACCUCGAGGUGAACCAGACCGUGGGCGUGAUUGCGAUCGAGCGCACGGGCGUCCCGUUCCUGCAGGUAAUACCCUGCUUUCAGCGAGAUGGUUUAUUUUGUCUACAUGAGAAUGGUUGCAUAACUUUACGUGUUCGAAGAUCUUAUAAUAGUAUUUUCACCACUUCAAACGAGGAGCCAGAUGCAGAUCCCGUCCAGGAGCUCACCUACGACCUGCGCAGCCAGUGCGACGCCAUCCGCGUGACGAAAACCGUGCGCCCCUUCAGCAUGGUGUGCUGCCCCGUCCGCGAGAACGCCGCGGCCCUGGUGGUGAGCGACGGCCGGGUCAUGGUCUGGGAGCUGAGGUCCUCCGUGGGCCAUCUCAGUGCGCGGAGCAGUGGCUCCGGCGUGUCGCCUCUGUACUCCCCAGUGUCGUUCUGUGGGAUCCCGGUGGGGGUGCUGCAGAACAAACUCCCCGACCUCUCUCUGGAUAACAUGAUCGGGCAAAGCGCGAUUGCUGGGGAAGAACAUCCCAAAGGCUCCGUUCUGCAGGAAGUGCACCUCAAAUUCCUGCUCACGGGACUGAUUUCAGGACUGCCCGCACCACCAUUUACCGUCCGUAUGUGUCCCCCAUUGACCACAAAAAACAUCAAGAUGUAUCAGCCAUUGCUUGCUGUUGGCACAGGUAACGGCUCUGUCCUGGUGUACCACCUGACCAGCGGGCUGCUGCACAAGGAGCUGAGUGUCCACUCGUGUGAAGUCAGGGGUAUUGAGUGGACGAGUUUGAGCGGCUUCCUUUCUUUUGCUACGUCAACACCGAACAACAUGGGACUGGUGCGGAACGAGCUCCAGCUGGUUGACCUUCCCACAGGCAGGAGCAUUGCUUUUCGAGGAGAACGAGGCAAUGAUGAAUCGCCCAUCGAAAUGAUUAAAGUAUCUCAUUUGAAGCAGUAUUUGGCAGUUGUAUUCAAAGAUAAACCGCUGGAGUUAUGGGAUGUUCGGACUUGUACCAUUCUUAGAGAAAUGUCCAGAACCUUCCCCGGGGUAACCGCUUUGGAGUGGUCCCCGUCUCACAACCUGAAGAGCCUGAGGAAGAAGCAGCUGGCCACCCGCGAGGCCAUGGCCCGCCAGACCGUGGUCUCUGACGCGGAGCUGAGCAUUGCAGAGUCGUCUGUGAUCAGCUUGCUGCAGGAGGCGGAGAGUAAAUCUGAGCUCAGCCAGAACAUCUCAGCCCGGGAGCACUUCGUGUUCACCGACAACGACGGCCAAGUCUACCACUUCACUGUCGAGGGCAACUCCGUGAAGGACAGCGCUCGGAUCCCGCCCGACGGAAGCAUGGGUAGUAUUACCUGCAUCGCUUGGAAAGGUGAUAUGUUAGUCCUUGGAGAUAUGGAUGGAAAUUUAAAUUUUUGGGAUUUGAAAGGCAGAGUAUCCAGAGGGAUCCCAACCCACCGCAGCUGGGUGAGGAAGAUCCGCUUUGCCCCCGGGAAAGGGAACCAGAAGUUAGUUGCCAUGUACAACGACGGCGCUGAGGUGUGGGACACCAAGGAGGUGCAGAUGGUGAGCAGCUUACGGAGCGGGAGGAACGUGGCCUUCCGGGUGCUGGACGUGGACUGGUGCACGUCCGACAAGGUGAUCUUGGCGUCCGACGACGGGUGCCUGCGCGUCCUGGAGACGUCCAUGAAGUCCACGUGCGUCAGGGUGGACGAGCAGGAGCUCACAGAGCCUGUGUGGUGCCCGUAUCUCCUUGUCCCAAGAGCCGCCCUCGCCCUGAAGGCUUUCUUGCUGCACCAGCCGUGGAGCGGACAGUACUUGUUGGAUAUUUCUCACGUGGAUUAUCCAGAAAAUGAAGAGAUAAAGAGCCUCCUUCAAGAGCAGUUGAAUUCGUUGUCCAAUGACAUAAAGAAACUCUUGCUCGAUCCGGAAUUCACUCUUCUGCAAAGAUGCCUGCUGGUUUCGAGGCUCUAUGGCGAUGAGUCAGAGCUGCACUUCUGGACCGUGGCCGCCCACUACCUGCACAGCUGGUCCCAGGAGAAGUCGGCCAGCACCCCCGCUGCCCAGGAAGCUGCCCCUCAGGACCGGGCGAGCAACCCGCUGGACAUCUGCUAUGACGUGCUCUGUGAGAGCGCCUACUUCCAGAAAUUUCAGCUGGAAAGGGUUAAUCUGCAGGAGGCGAAACGGUCGACCUACGAUCACACGCGCAAGUGCACGGACCAGCUUCUGCUCUUGGGUCAAACAGACCGGGCCGUGCAGCUGCUGCUGGAGACGAGCGCGGACAACCAGCACUACUACUGCGACGCGCUGAAGGCCUGCCUGGUCACCACCGUCACCUCCUCCGGCCCCUCCCAGAGCACCAUCAAGCUGGUGGCCACCAACAUGAUCGCCAGCGGCAAGCUGGCAGAGGGUGUGCAGCUGCUCUGCCUGAUUGACAAGGCCGCGGAUGCCUGCCGCUACCUGCAGACCUACGGGGAGUGGAGCCGGGCCGCGUGGCUUGCAAAGGUCCGGCUGAGCUCGGACGAGUGCGCCGAUGUUCUGAAGCGGUGGGUGGACCACCUUUGCUCUCCCCGAGUCGACCAGAAGUCGAAGGCCCUCCUGGUCCUCCUCUCCCUGGGCUGCUUCUCCAGCGUCGCCGAGAUGCUGCACAGCAUGAGAUACUUCGAUCGAGCCGCCUUGUUCGUGGAGGCGUGUCUCCAGUACGGGGCCCUGGAGGUCGGCCCGGACACAGAGAGACUCGUCUCCGCCGUGUACGCAGACUACGCCCGGAGCUUGAAGAGCCUCGGUUUUAAACAGGGAGCAGUUCUUUUCGCUUCAAAAGCUGGAGCCGCUGGCAGAGAUUUAUUGAAUGAGCUGCAGUCCCCCAAACAGGAACUGGCUGAAGAGUGACAGGUUAACAGGCGCCAGGACAUCUGACCGCGCAAGCCAGCCGUGGAAGAUGCAGACGACACGCAGCCAGCAGUGCCGAGUCACCGAAGCUCCGUGUCCUGGCCUGGACUCCCUGUGCCCCGGUCCCGGCAGGGCCGCCUUGUGCGGCAGCACGGAGACUCACAGGGACUUCCACCCUGUGCGCCUGGUUCCACUACCAGGUCUUGGAUCUUUGCAUUUUAACUCCUGUGAUGCAUUAUGGGAACCUCCUUUUUGAAAUCUUCAUGCUUUAAUUUUGUCUUUGUGUUCUUAACAUGAGAUGUGACUAUUGUAAAUUAUUGCUGAGAUUUUAAUGUCCAUAACGUACAGAAAUGAGAAAUAAACAGGAAAUCCCAGC